Molecule: messenger RNA, 204 nt
Organism: Miscanthus lutarioriparius
Lineage: Eukaryota; Viridiplantae; Streptophyta; Magnoliopsida; Poales; Poaceae
Source: the annotation of a GenBank genome assembly
AUGGCGAGCAGAUCAGUAACCGGAACGGCGGUGCUGUGCUUUCUUGUGGUCUCUCUCCUUCUGGCGUCGUCGUCGUUCGUUGCUGGAACUGGAACUGAAGCAGCGGCGGACUACGGUGCAGGCAGGAAGAUGAAGCAGACAGCUGCGGGAGCUGUGGCACCUGGCAACGACGAAGCAGGAUACCUACGGCUACGGCUACCCUGA